ACCGAGAAAAGAAAGAAAUUAGGGUUUAAACCCACCCUCAGUUUCGUGUGUUCUAUUUGCUUUGAUUUGAUUUGAUUUGAUUUCUCUUCUGCCGGAAGAAAUUAAUCGAAAAUAAAGGUUUUCCGUUCAAUUAAUCGGAAUAUCCAGAAGAAGAAAAAAAAAAAUCGGAAAAAAUCGGAAUGUUGCCCGAUGACGAGCACCGCCGCGAAGUGGAGUACGCGUUGGAAUACGCAAUGCUAGCCAUACUGGACCGGAUGCCGCCGGUGGUGCCGCCACCGCAGACAUUGUCUGAAGCACACCAAAGAUUGCGGGGGUACUGUUCUCGUCACAACACCCCGCCGGUGCCGAUUCGUGUCCCGCGUGAUUGGAAGCCUUGUCUGGAACUACCGAAGCACAUGUUAGACAGCCAGGCGCAACCGCAGCUGGAUAAACAAAUCGAGCAGCUGCGUGGCCUGAUCACUAACGCCAUUUUCACGGGGCGUAGUAACAGCUACCUUGCGACGGCACACAACUAUCUCGCGACGGCUAAGAUCUACGUCCGUAGGGCCCACUUCGAGCAAGCAAGGGUUGACCGCAAGCGGAAAUCGGAUGAGUUGGCCGAGUCGAUGGAUGAGUGGUAUGCCAACAAAAAACGCUAGGAUGACGAGGGAAGUGUUGGUAAAACUCAAAAUACUUGAUUUGCAGUCCUCUGAAUCGACUUUCUAAUCCAUCUUGAAUUAACUGAACUAAAUGUCGGGUGAAGUAAAUGUCGGGUGAGAAAGAUACGCAUGAAUGAAUGAACAUUGAUUAGAGUUUCGACGUUGUUGACAUUUGUGAACAAUGACAUUUACACACUCCUAUACAAACUCCUAUGUGUAUUUGUGCUUGUUGGGUAUAUUAUUUAAUCAAAUCUCGUACGUAAUCACACACUCAUGUGUAUGUGUGCUUAGUGAAUAGUUAUUUAAUUAAAUAUACCGUUCAAAUUUAUCCUAUA
Erythranthe guttata (spotted monkey flower) is the source of this 973-nucleotide messenger RNA. RefSeq lists its product as uncharacterized. The record is from RefSeq and is a predicted model, not a curated record. NCBI's taxonomy places the organism in Eukaryota, Viridiplantae, Streptophyta, Magnoliopsida, Lamiales, Phrymaceae.